Zophobas morio is the source of this 947-nucleotide messenger RNA. RefSeq lists its product as uncharacterized. The coding region runs from base 36 to 866 and encodes 276 amino acids. Gene Ontology annotation, molecular function: 2 iron, 2 sulfur cluster binding; quinol-cytochrome-c reductase activity. The transcript is spliced from 6 exons. Gene Ontology annotation, cellular component: membrane. The record is from RefSeq and is a predicted model, not a curated record. Lineage: Eukaryota; Metazoa; Arthropoda; Insecta; Coleoptera; Tenebrionidae. Gene Ontology annotation, biological process: mitochondrial electron transport, ubiquinol to cytochrome c.
UCUAAUUAAGAGUAUUGUCUAUUUUAAAAAAGUCAAUGUUUUGUUUGAGUAACUCUGUAAAAUCCACUCUUUCGUCCGUGAUAUCUUCCGCUUCUUUGCUUCACGUGAAGCAAUGGGUAAAGCCGACCGUUUCUAAUAGUACCUUCAACGAUCCCUUAAAAGUAUAUAACAGUAAUAAGUUUAAAGUAUACAGGUCCACAGCCCUUUCUUUGCUUGGUGCAAUUCGCUUUGCACACACGGAUCUAGAGCCCCCUUCCUUCGACUGUUAUCGCAGGGGAACAGGCCGUGAUUAUAGGGGUGAAUACCAGAAAAGCCGCGUUUUUACUUAUCUUAUGACUGGAGGGGCCGCUAUUGCAGGAUCUAUAUCCGCUAAAAAUAUUGUACACUCACUAGUAGGCUAUAUGGCUCCCUCUGAGGAUGUUUUAGCUUUAGCCAAAGUGGAAGUUGGUAUAAAAGAUAUUCCGGAGGGUUCCUCCAUUUCGGUAAUGUGGAGGGGGAAGCCGUUGUUUAUCCGUCACCGCACUCAAGAAGAGAUUGACGAGGCCAACAGUGUGGAUAUCACCUCUCUUCGCCACCCCGAAGCGGAUAGGUUACCUUUUGAAGUAUUGUUUUUCUUCUUUUAUAAAAAAAGGUACAUCCGCAGCGAUCGGGUGAAGGACCCAAGAUACUUAAUAAUGAUUGGCGUGUGCACCCAUCUAGGCUGCAUCCCUGUGGGGGAGGCCGGGGAUUAUGGUGGAUGGUUCUGCCCAUGUCACGGUUCCCACUACGACAUUUCCGGCCGGAUUCGAAAGGGCCCAGCCCCAACAAAUAUGGAAAUACCGCCUUAUGUCUUUGUGGAUAAUAACUCGGCCGUCGUAGUCGGCUGAAAGCUCUUUUGGCUCUAUAAAAGUGUGCUUUAAUGGAGUCAAGCUGGACUUUCGCAUACUAAUUUAUAAUAAAAAAAGAAA